Molecule: messenger RNA, 438 nt
Organism: Ilex paraguariensis (yerba mate)
Lineage: Eukaryota; Viridiplantae; Streptophyta; Magnoliopsida; Aquifoliales; Aquifoliaceae
Source: the annotation of a GenBank genome assembly
AUGGAAAAACUAGCAUUGAGAAGCUUAAGCAGCCAGGCUAAAAUUGUGGGUGCCAUCGUAUCUAUAGCAGGAGCACUUGUGGUGGUUCUCUACCAAGGUCCCAUAGUUGUGCGAGGCUCAUCAUCAUCAUCCAAAUCGCUUUAUCUAGCUCUGAGAUCACCACAAUCAAAUUGGAUCAUUGGUGGUGCUCUUCUUACAGCUAACUGUUUUGUACUCUCCCUUUGGUAUAUUAUACAGACCAAAAUUGUCGAGAAGUAUCCAGCGGAGCUACUUGUAGUGGCUCUCUACACCUUAUGUGUGGCCAUCAUUACUACACCAGUGGCGUUCAUUCUUGAACCAAACUUGAGUGCAUGGAAAAUAACUACUAAGAUGAUGUUGAGUGGCAUUUUGUAUUCUAAGGGCCCGGGAAUACUAUUUCAGAUUGAACAGCUUUAUUAG